This is a messenger RNA of Penicillium brevicompactum, 435 nucleotides long. RefSeq lists its product as uncharacterized. Lineage: Eukaryota; Fungi; Ascomycota; Eurotiomycetes; Eurotiales; Aspergillaceae. The transcript has a single exon. The coding region runs from base 1 to 435 and encodes 144 amino acids. The record is from RefSeq and is a predicted model, not a curated record.
AUGGCGACCGCGGAAAAAACCAAAGAGCAGCCCAAGAAGCUCCCUGUUCAGGAGGAUCUCUCCGACGGGGAAGACUACGACAGUGCCGACGAUUAUACCGACGAAGAAUCCGAGGAAGAGAUUCCUCAAGCCCAGAAGAAGAAACAGCUCCAAAGGCGGAAACAGCCCGUCCAACAAGACGACGAGGACGAAUACACCGAUGAAGAUGACUACGAUGACUAUGACUACUCGGACGACGACGGUGAUGAUGCCAUGCAACCUUACUCCAAACAAAACUCAACCUUCAAGCCCAAUGGCGGGAUGGAAACUCUCCACAAGGAAGAACCGUCAAUGCUGGAUCAAGAGGGUAUGAAACUGAGGUUGGAGCUCAACUUGGAGAUCGAGGUGGAACUGAAGGCACGCAUCCACGGCGAUCUUACCUUGGCUCUCAUGUAA